This is a messenger RNA of Leguminivora glycinivorella, 790 nucleotides long. RefSeq names its product putative nuclease HARBI1. The transcript is spliced from 6 exons. The record is from RefSeq and is a predicted model, not a curated record. Lineage: Eukaryota; Metazoa; Arthropoda; Insecta; Lepidoptera; Tortricidae. Bases 32 to 790 code for a protein of 252 amino acids.
CCCGGCACAAGAGUUCUUUCAUAAUUACCGAAUGAACAAGCCCAUGGCUUUGUACUUGUGCCGGGAGUUGGAAGGUGCGUUGGCUCCCCGACAGUCGCAUGGACUCCCUGUCCACAUAAAGGUGCUGGUAGCGGUCAAAUUUAUGGCCGGUGGGAGCUAUCAGCGAGAGGUUGGACAAGACCAUACGCUGUGCGUUGCACAGAGAACGGCCUCUAAAUACCUGACCCAGGUGAUAGCCGCUAUAAAUAGAAGCCUCAAACCCAAAUGGAUUACGUUCCCGGGUAACGAGAGGGAAAGAAGAGACGUCGCGGCAGCAUUUGAAGCGAAAUAUGGCUUACCAGAUCUUCUGGGAACGCUGGACUGCACGCACGUCUCCAUCUUUCCCCCUCCGCGUCCGCACGGCCUGCAGUACAUCAACCGCAAAGGAAAGCAUACAAUCAACGUGCAGUUGAUUGCUGAUGUAAACUGCAGGCUGCUGCACGUAAAUGCGCAGUACCCGGGAAGGAGAUUCAGGUUAUGGAUUGGAGCCAUGGCUUAUGACUCCAAUACUCCACGCUGCGCCGGGGUCUGCGGAGGAGCGCUACACGACAUGGCACUGCAGUGUCCGCAACACCAUCGAGCGGACCAACGGCUAUUUAAAAGGGACACUGCGAUGCCUUGGGUGGAAAUGGGCGAAGUCGAUGCAGAGUUACCCGUCGACCACCACAGGCCGGAGCCUAUACCUCAGGCGGCCUUAUAUCAGGCUGCCGUGCUAAAACGGGGACAAAUCAUUAAUACUUACUUUAAUUGA